Messenger RNA from Artibeus jamaicensis (Jamaican fruit-eating bat), 1918 nucleotides. It is a transcript of the gene TK2, whose product is annotated as thymidine kinase 2. The transcript is spliced from 10 exons. Gene Ontology annotation, cellular component: mitochondrion; cytoplasm. The record is from RefSeq and is a predicted model, not a curated record. Gene Ontology annotation, molecular function: deoxynucleoside kinase activity; ATP binding. Lineage: Eukaryota; Metazoa; Chordata; Mammalia; Chiroptera; Phyllostomidae. Gene Ontology annotation, biological process: nucleobase-containing compound metabolic process. Bases 95 to 889 code for a protein of 264 amino acids.
GUAGAUUGUGGCCAGCGAGGCCGCUGAUCUCGCUGACUCGCGCUAACUCAUAACGGGAAGGAAGCACAGACUGGCCGGAUCUGUCCACGGGGCUAUGCUUCUGCGGCAGCUGCGAAGCUGGGCCGCCGGAACUCUGCACGGGGCGGGCCCGGGGAGCCCGGCCUGGGGCCGUGGGCUGCGAGGGGCGCAGCGCCGGGCCUGGCCUCAAGAUAAAGAUAAAGAAAAUGAGAAAGAAAAAAAGUCAGUGAUCUGUAUCGAGGGCAAUAUUGCCAGCGGGAAGACGACAUGCCUGGAGUUCUUCUCCAACACAACGGACAUCGAGGUGUGCCCGGAGCCCGUGUCCAAGUGGAGAAGCCUCCGUGGCCAUAAUCCUCUGGGUCUGAUGUACAGCGAUGCCAGUCGAUGGGGCCUCACGCUGCAGACAUAUGUUCAGCUUACCAUGCUGGAACAGCACACCUGUCCCCAGACAUCAGCUGUACGGUUGAUGGAGCGGUCGAUUCACAGCGCAAGAUACAUUUUUGUAGAAAACCUGUAUAGAAGCGGGAAGAUGCCCGAAGUGGACUAUGUGGUUCUGUCGGAAUGGUUUGACUGGAUCGUGAGGAACAUCGACGUGUCCGUGGAUUUGAUAGUUUAUCUCCGGACCAGUCCUGAGACCUGUCACCAGAGGCUGAAGAUGAGGUGCAGGGAAGAGGAGAAGGUCAUUCCAUUGGAAUACCUGGAUGCGAUUCACCAGCUCUAUGAGGAGUGGCUCAUCAAAGGGGGCCCUUUCCCUGUAGUGGCCCCUGUUCUGGUGAUUGAGGCUGACCACGACAUGCAGAAAAUGUUAGAACUCUUUGAACGAAACCGGGACCGAAUAUUAACUCCAGGGAAUUGGAAAUACGGUCCAUAGGAUGGGAAAGACCGCGCCAGAAAAAAUGCUCACUGCUGCCGAGUUCGCUCUUCGGAGUGAUCUGGAAAGUCUCCUGUAGGGAGGGCUUUACGUCUAGCCAGAUUCGCUUUCCUAAUGGUCUUUUCUCCUUUGCCAGUGUUCGUGUCCUGGGUUUCUGGCCCUCGAGGGUAAAUGACAAGUGGGGACCAACGGCUUGUCAUGCCCUGUAAUGUUUGCAGCCCUGCACGCCCCCAGCACCUCUCAAGGUGGUUGCCCAUUGCCGGGUCCCUCUCAUUAUGCCCUUAGGCGGGGCCAGCUGACAUCCUGCUGGACUCAUGGUCUCUAACCCUUCAGACCACACAGGAGGGCGAAGUAGUGGUCUUACAUCCUAGGGUUGCGAGUUGAAGCUCGGAGAGGCUAAGGGACUCCCUGAGCUCUCACAGCCAGGAAGUUGGCAUCAUCCAGACUUUAAGCAAUUCCAAAAGUGUUCUCAUGCCCCUCCCUUCUGGAGGCCCCGUCUUCCCCCUGGGGACCCUCACAUAUCUGCGCGCAGAGAGCCGGCAGGUCCUGGAGCAAAUGUCAUCAUUUUCUCAUGAUUUUAGCAGGGGCCACAGAGUGGUACUACCACUGCUGUGAGCCAGGGCAGGGAGAAAGCAGACACGGAGCCUAGGUCUUGGAGCAGAGGGAGGCACUACCGAGACUCGGGAAGGGCUGUGAGGAGCAUGGCGGGGCUGGCAUCCCCGAAUCGCUGGCCGGGGCGAGUCGGGCCGACAGCAUUCCAGGUCUGUUGGCGGUGUUGGCGGCCUUGCCGGACUCCGAGGCGGGGUUCUGUGAGCACAAGGUUGGUACGCCCCGGAGCUGCCUCGGCUGCGUGGACUGUUGCCAAUUUAAAGAAUAUCCUGAAAAGUGCAUACGUUUUCUUUUCAUCAGCAUCGUUAGUGACAUAGUUUCCAUUUACCUUUAUGCUUUUUAAUUUUACACGUAAAAUACCUGAUCAGAACCAUGUAGAAAUAUGUCAUGUACCAGGUGAUUAAAAAAAUUAGAAGUGUA